Molecule: messenger RNA, 1377 nt
Organism: Peronospora matthiolae
Lineage: Eukaryota; Oomycota; Peronosporomycetes; Peronosporales; Peronosporaceae
Source: the annotation of a GenBank genome assembly
AUGGCGGAAGAAGCGAAGAAGCUCUGGGGCGGUCGCUUCCGCGGCAAUGUGGACCCCGUGAUGAACAAGUUCAACGAGUCGCUGUCCGUGGACAAACGCAUGUGGAGCGUCGAUCUGGAUGGCAGCCAGGCGUACGCGCGUGGCCUGGAGAAGAGCGGCGUCUUGACGUCAGACGAGGCCAACGAGAUCGUCGCGGGACUGGACAAAGUGCGCCACGAGUGGGCGACAGGCGCUUUCGAGCCAAAGGAAGGAGACGAGGACAUCCACACGGCCAAUGAGCGCCGUCUCACGGAACUCGUGGGCGCCGUGGGCGGCAAGUUGCACACGGGGCGCAGCCGCAACGACCAAGUGGCUACUGACGUGCGCCUCUAUUUGAAGCACACGAUUGGCCAAAUAUACGAAAGCAUGCGCGAGCUCAUUGGUACCGCAAACCUAUUGGCUGAAAAGAACAUUGAGCUCCUCAUGCCUGGCUUCACCCACUUGCAGCCAGCCCAGCCGCUGCGUUUCUCGCAGUGGGUUUUGAGUCACAGCGCCGCGCUCCUGCGAGACGCCGAGCGGCUCACGGACCUUACGAAACGUGUGGAUUACAUGCCGCUGGGCAAUGGCGCGCUGGCUGGCAACUCGUUUGGUCUGGACCGCGAAGCGCUGGCGCAGUCGCUCGGCUUUGCGCAUGUGACGCCCAAUAGUCUCGACGGAGUGUGCGACCGUGACUUUGUCGCGGAGUUCCUCUUCUGGGCGUCCAUGUUCAUGGUGCAUCUCUCGCAGAUGUCCGAAGACCUGAUCAUUUACAAUACGCUCAAGUUCGUAACCAUGGCAGAUGCCUACAGCACGGGCAGUUCGCUCAUGCCGCAGAAGAAGAACCCAGACGCGCUGGAGCUGCUACGAGGCAAGAGUGGUACUGUCAUUGGUCGUCUGAGCGGCUUCCUUGUGACGCUCAAGGGCUUGCCACGCUCGUACAACAAGGACUUGCAGGAGGACAAGACGGCGCUUUUUGACGUGGUGGACACGAUCCAAGAUUGUCUGCAGAUCGCCACGGGCGUGCUGGCUACUAUGACCCCGCACGGCGACAAGAUGCGAAGCUUUCUCGUGACGGAGAUGCUGGCGACUGACUUGGCCGAGUACCUUGUGCGCAAGGGCGUCCCAUUCCGUGAGACUCACCACGUUGCUGGGGCAGCCGUGCGACUGGCUGAAGACAAAAACAAGGCUCUGAGCGCGCUCACAUUCGAGGAGCUGUUGACGUUGCACCCCAAGUUCGAGCAAGACGUCCUGAAAGUGUGGGACUUUGACGUCAGUGUCGAGCGCAAGAACGUCACGGGCGGCACGAGCAAAAGCGCUGUGGAGCAGCAGAUCGCUAACAUCAAGGCGUGGCUUGCUUAG